AUGUGGACUGAACCGGAGAAGGCGACGUGGGCUUCGAAGCGGACAAUAGCGGGGCACGCGGCGAUGGGUUCGCCGGGUUCGGGUCAGCCGACGGCAAAACGGGGUUGGACUGAGGUUCUGGCGAUGUCGCGGAUGGCGGAGCGUUGCGGGCGGCCGGCGUCCGAUGGUGACACCGGCGGCGAUUUCGAUGGCGAAGCCGGCGGUGACUCGUCGGUCCUCGGGGGUGACCUCGAUUUGAAAGCUUGUUGCUUGAUUCUCACCAUGGUUUUCAGAUUUUCACUCAAUUUCUCAAUUUUUGUUCUCAAAUCUUCUGCUCAAAUUUCCGCUCGAUGUCAGACUCUUUUGGAAGAAGAUAAAGUGACGCACGCCCAGGUCAAUGGAUAUUGGGCUAUGUCCUUAACUUGUCUGGCCCAAUAA
This is a messenger RNA of Striga asiatica, 417 nucleotides long. The record is from the annotation of a GenBank genome assembly. Lineage: Eukaryota; Viridiplantae; Streptophyta; Magnoliopsida; Lamiales; Orobanchaceae.